Molecule: messenger RNA, 1521 nt
Organism: Rhizoctonia solani
Lineage: Eukaryota; Fungi; Basidiomycota; Agaricomycetes; Cantharellales; Ceratobasidiaceae
Product: FAD-binding domain protein
Exons: 1
Coding region: 1-1521 (506 amino acids)
Molecular function (GO): protein binding
Source: RefSeq, a predicted model, not a curated record
AUGGAUUCGCCAUUCAUUGAACCAAUAAAUGCUUGGAGAGCCGCUCAAAAAGAGCUUGACAAAGCCAUUGAGAAUUACCUUCAAAAAACCAUGGCUCUUGAGUCUAUCCAGUCCGAUGCAAUCAGCGCGUACUCUACUGCGAUGCCUGAAGGCAACAAGGUAUGGCACGAGCUAUUCAGCCAUGCUCAAGCAAUACCUUCAAGAACACAAAGCUUGGAAACAGGAAGAAUUAUAUUGAGCCGGAUAUACAACCGAUCCCCGUCCUUGGUUCCCAUAAGCAAGUUACCAGCAGAAAUUCUGUUAUCGAUCUUCUCUUACUGUGCUCUCGAUACCGAAGCCCCGUGGCAAGGUCGCUUCGUCUGUGAUGUGCGUCGCUACAAUCCGACUGGACUGAUUCAUCUGAGUGGAGUUUGCACUCGGUGGCGAUUACUGGUGGUUAACGAACCCUCGUUCUGGUCUCAUAUUACCUUUUGUCCCGAUCGACGGUAUAAUACCAAAGAGACUUCAUGGAACCUCCUUCGAAUGUCACUUGAGCGCUUGUCAGGAAGUCCAUUAUGCAUCACGGUCCCAAACGAUAUAUUCUCCUCAGGAAUUGACAAAACACUAAUGGCAUUCAAGUGCCUGCGGCCAUUGGCUGGUAAUACAAAGAGCCUCAUCUUCCCGUCCUGCACUCAAUACCGAAAAAUUGUCCCUUCGCUCCUUUAUUUUCUUCAAGCUAAUAGCCUCGAGAGUAUUACCUUGGCAGGCGAAGACAUGGUUGAGCUCAAUCCCGGAGUCGUCGGCCUUCGGGAUGAAUCAUAUCCCGUCCUAUCGGAUCCAAAACAUAAGUCAUGCUUGCUUUCUGUCAGCUCACUUCACCUAAGGCGGGCGUCAUUUAGCUGGGAUAGUCCGAUAUAUCACAAUCUUCUUUCCCUGACGCUUGAUAAUGUAUCCAUGCACGCGCGCAGGGAGCCGACUACUGAGAAUAUUUUGGCAAUUCUUUCCAGCUCGCCACAACUCAACUCGCUUGCUUUACGCACAAAGAUAUUUGCUAGCAAAGACACGGAUGCACUACCCUCUCGAGUCGAACUUCAUUGCCUGAAAAGGCUGGAUCUUCACGGAGCAGGUACCGAAGGGUUACUUCAGCUGCUCCCCAGGCUCUUCGUUUCUUCCACAAGUCUUAUGCUUGAGGCUGACAUAUAUGUGAACCGCUUUUAUGAAGCUUCCAUGAAUGAAUUUCUGGCCCGCAUAAAUGUCACCGGGAUUGUGUUGAAUGAUCGGAUGAUUUUGAUUGAAGACGAAAACGAAAGAGGUAUUACAGCAAUCCAAAGAAUGUAUAGCCUACUACCAAACUUGGAGCGUAUGUGGGUCAUGAGUAGCUGGGGGUCGAACAUUUCAAACUUUGCCGAAGCUUUGUCGCGCCCAGUGGUUGGUGGGCAUGAGUUACUAUGUCCAAAAUUACGCAAAUUCUCCGUAGAAGAUCAGUUAAUCAGAAAGGAUAUUCUAGAUGAUGUUAUUCGGACCCACCCACUCCUCCAAUGA